GCCACACCUUUUGUAGCUGGAAACAGGAGAGUCAUCUCCUACCGGCAAUCUCUACAGCUCCACUUUCUUCUCUUCUCUAUUGCAGGUCUAGGUUCAAGAGGAGGAACAAGAUGUGAUUCUUCACCCUCAUGUAGAACGCGGUCCAGUCAUCCCGGCGAUGAACCCGUGUUUCUUCAUUGGCGCCCACCGAUAUGAAUUCUAAACCCAACAAGAGUCACAACUCGGUUUCUUCUCUACCCGACCUUCCAGAUCUGCUUUCCUGAGUUUUACAAACGGUUCUCGGUCAAAAACUUCAGGUUUGAGUUUUCUUAUUCCUAGAUCUGAUACUUCUAUGGUUUGAGAAACACAUCUUGUGGUUCUUCUCUUCCCAAAGCUCUAGAUACGUGUUCUUGAGAAAUUCGUCCUCAAAUUUUGUUUCAGAUCUGAAAUUUUUAAUUUGUAAAAAAAAAAGAGAGGGGUGUCAAAUUUGGAUCUGAAACUCAAGUUUCUCUUUUGUGAUAAAGACACAGAUCCGAUGGGAUGAUGUUUUCUUGUUUAUCAUACAACUUGAGAUGAGAUCUGUCCAUCCUAUCAUGUUAAUGCUAAUCAUAUUUUACAUUAUCUUUCUCUGAUAUGGUAAAAGUGAGUUUACAGAUGGUAAAGCAUAAUGUACAAGUGGGAGUUGCACAAUCCCCUUUUAUUGCUUGCCUCAAACCACUACAUCGUGCAUGAUAUCAAAUUAUAAUUAUAUAUGGUACAAGUUAUGAUGCGUGGUGUACCUCCAACCUAAAAGUACAAGUUAUUUUGCAUAAUGUAUAAGCAUAUUGUGCAUGGGCUAAUCAAAAUAUCUCACAAUGGAUGUAUAUAGCUGUAUUAAAUUUUUUUUUAGAAAGUGUGUACAGUUGUCAAGUUACAAAUCAAGUUGCACAAAGUAUAAACCCUAGAUGCAUGCACUUCCAUUUGGGGGGACACAUACUGACAAGACAGAAAGAGGUGUACUGGACAUCCCCUAUUUUGUCGCCAUGUCCUAUUUACACCCAUCUUGCUGAUCUCCAUAAUUUACCCGCUAUAAUUGGAGUCCGGUCACGCUACCACCACCGGCCAUCAAAGGAAGACAUCUCUUCCACGACGUCGCGCGUCAACCAACCACUGGCCACCCCGCAUCAACUGUGUUGCGUACCUCGUCCACCCUGCGCACAAUGAAGUGUUUUUCUCCUACACGUGAUGCAAGUAAGCUUCAAACACCCGGCAAAAACCAUGUCCCGCGCAACCAACUGCCAUCUAUGGCAUGAACCACAUCGCGCGCAACAAUCAGCCUGCCAUCUCCUGCAUCAAACACGUCGCGCACAUCAAACCCGACUGUCAUCUACAGCAUUAAUCAUGUCGCGCGCAACAAAUCACAUGUCAUCUACAUCAUCAAUCAUGACGUGUGCAACAACGAUGAACUAGUUUUCUCCAACAUGUAACGCAAGUGAGCUUCAAACAAGGUAAUGGGCAAUGGAAUUGAGGAUGAAGAUAAGACCCCACCGUCAGCUAGAUCUCGAUUACCAGGAGUAACGGUUGGAGUAGCUCCCUCUUUUAGAAGUGCUGAACGUGCUGAGAAACGUAAGGAGUUCCAUAUGAAGCUAGAGCAAAAGAACCAAGCUUUGGAAGCAGAGAAGAUGGAAUGCCAAAUGAGGGCCAUGGAAGAGGAAGAAGCAGCUAUAAAGGAGCUCCGAAAGGGCAUGGUUGUAAAAGCACAUACUGUUCCAAGUUUUUACUAUGAAGAACCUCCACCCAAGUUUGAACCUAAAAAGAUGCCUGUGACCCGUGCCAAAUCACCCAACUUAACCCGGGGAAGGAGCUGCAAUGGUACACGCCAUUUAUCCAUGGAUGGCAGGGGCCCGUCUUCACGGGCUACACCUCUCAAGGGACGGCGUAGUAUUACUCCAAAUCCCAAGAGGAAUAAGUAAUCACAAAGUAAGAAUUGCCCAAAACGGGCCGACGAGGCUCGACCAUAAACUAUAUCUUGUAACUCAACCGCGAACAGCAAUACAAAUGUUGUUGUUAACUCAUGAAUUUAGUCUUUAGUUUUGUUGUACUUCCAUUAGAAGUAGUUGUGUACAGAGUUUUCAACUUUUGAUUAUAAGUUCAUGUACGUUGCAUA
This is a messenger RNA of Helianthus annuus (common sunflower), 2125 nucleotides long. Its product is annotated as protein WAVE-DAMPENED 2-like. NCBI's taxonomy places the organism in Eukaryota, Viridiplantae, Streptophyta, Magnoliopsida, Asterales, Asteraceae. The coding region runs from base 1470 to 1931 and encodes 153 amino acids. The transcript is spliced from 6 exons. The record is from RefSeq and is a predicted model, not a curated record. Gene Ontology annotation, molecular function: microtubule binding. Gene Ontology annotation, biological process: microtubule cytoskeleton organization.